Molecule: messenger RNA, 1521 nt
Organism: Huiozyma naganishii CBS 8797
Lineage: Eukaryota; Fungi; Ascomycota; Saccharomycetes; Saccharomycetales; Saccharomycetaceae
Exons: 1
Coding region: 1-1521 (506 amino acids)
Molecular function (GO): oxidoreductase activity, acting on the aldehyde or oxo group of donors, NAD or NADP as acceptor
Source: RefSeq, a predicted model, not a curated record
AUGUACAAAUCUAUCGAAAUACCGCAGUUGGAGCUUAAAGUGAAGCAGCCAGUAGGGCUGUUCAUCAACAACGAGUUCGUCAAAUCUUCCGAUGGAGAGACCAUCGAGAGCAUCAACCCGUCCACCAACAAGAGGAUCACCUCCUUCUAUGCUGCUUCGGAGGAGGAUGUCGACAGUGCGGUGCAGGCUGCCAGCGCUGCUUAUCGGAAGGUCUGGUCCAAGACAAGCCCAGCGGACAGGAACAAGUUGCUGUACAAGCUCAGCACGCUGAUUGAAAGGGAGAAGACCACACUGGCGGCGUUGGACGCCAUUGAUGCCGGUAAACCUUACCACAGCAACGCUUUACAGGACAUUGAGCAGGUGCUGGAUUUGACCAGGUACUUUGCCGGGUCUGCCGAUAAGUACACCCACGGUGAGGUCAUCCCGCUAAACGACGAGAAGUACGCUUACACAAUCAAGGCCCCCUUUGGGGUUGUUGCUCAGAUUGUGCCCUGGAACUACCCAUUUGCGAUGGCAAGUUGGAAAAUGCAAGGUGCGCUGGCCGCAGGGAAUUGCAUUAUCAUCAAACCCGCUGACAACACGUCACUGUCGCUACUCUAUGCUGCUCAAUUGUUCAAAGAGGCAGGUUUCCCACCUGGGGUGGUCAACGUUUUGCCAGGGUUGGGCAACGUUACGGGGACAGCGCUGUGCAAACACCCUCGGAUCUCCAAAAUUUCGUUCACUGGGUCCACUGCGGUCGGUGGGAAAGUGCUGGAGUCAUCGGGGCAGUCCAACUUGAAGGACGUCACUUUGGAGUGUGGGGGAAAGUCCCCCGCUGUUGUAUUUGCGGAUUGCGAUUUGGACAAAGCGGUGGAAUGGACUGCUUCAGGGAUAUUCUACAACUCUGGUCAGAACUGCACUGCAAACUCGCGUAUCUACGUUCAAGAGGCAGUCUAUGAUGAUUUCUUGAAGCGGUUCAGGAAGCACGUCUCAGAAACUUGGACUUUUGGCUCCAAGUUCGACGUGUUUGACCCGGAGUGCACUGUGGGACCAGUCGUAUCCGAGACGCAGUUCAAGAGGAUCCAUGCCAUGACCAAUGCCGAGCAGUGCACUGACGAUGACAACCCUAGCGAGUGGGUCAAGACUCAGACCUGCGAAUACCCAACGGAAUCGCAGUCGAAGGGGUUCUUCAUUCCGCCAACUAUCUUCACAAACGUGAAGCAGUCUUCUUCUUUGAUGCAGAAUGAAAUUUUCGGUCCAGUGGUCGUCGUUGCACCCUUCAAGGAAUACGACGAAGCAAUUGAACUGGCUAACGAUUCUGAUUACGGUCUUGCGUCCGCGGUGUUCACCAAAAAUAUUACCACUGCACACCGCUUCGCACGCGAUAUUCAGGCCGGGACAUGCUGGAUCAACUCUUCAAACGACGAGGAUGUGACCGUACCCUUCGGCGGGUACAAAAUGAGCGGGAUCGGCAGAGAGUUGGGCGCCGCUGGGGUGGAAACGUACCUACAAACCAAGGCUGUCCACGUAAACCUGGAGUAA